Pocillopora meandrina is the source of this 11698-nucleotide messenger RNA. NCBI's taxonomy places the organism in Eukaryota, Metazoa, Cnidaria, Anthozoa, Scleractinia, Pocilloporidae. The record is from the annotation of a GenBank genome assembly.
AUGGAAUACAGCAAAGAGCAGCUCAACUACUACAGGAUUUGUUACGUUGUCACUGAUGUAUUAACUGAUGGUCUGCGUAUAAUCUUCAAACAAGAAUGGGACAAUCGCUACGGUACAACAACGUCAGGGGAAUGGAAGGAUGAACCAAGAAAUGGAGUGGACUUUAAAAACAAGGAAUCUGCUCAAAACCAAAAAAAAAAUUCGCGUCUCCUUACAACCAUGAUUGGCGGAAACAGAGCAGAAUGGGAUUGUACGAUGCUUUUCUAUGCUAUUCUUUACUCAGAUUGUAUUCACAGCCUCAGCCCAGUUGUCAAAUCAAAUGUCGAUGCCCUCAGAAAGUUUCGAAAUGAAGAUUUUGCGCACAUGUCGGAAGGAAACCUUUCAGACCUGCAGUUUCAAAACAUCAUUGGCAAAGUUGACACUGCAUUUCAAGCGCUCCGUCUUUCCACAAUGAAAAUUCAAGAGAUUAAGAAUCAAACGAGCUUUCCCACGGAGGAACUGAAAGAUGUCUUGAAAAUGGUUGACGAUCUUAAGCAGGAGCUUCAGGAGAAAGAGUGCGAAAGACAGGUCCUUGAAGAUCAGUUAAACAAUGAUAUCUCCCCCUUCUGCGUCCUCCCUCCUAAACCCUCACAUGACGUAACAAGUCGCGACCGAGAGGUGGCCGAAAUAAUGCAACAGCUUAGAGAACUUAAAACAGCAAAUAAAGACAGGUUAAGUUACCUUUACAUCUCCGGAAAUCCCGGAAGUGGAAAGUCUCAACUAGCGGGUCUUGUGACUGAACGAUUCUACAAAGAUCUUCCGGAUGGUACCUCAUUUGUGAUGACGAUAAAUGGUGAAAGUCCAGAUACUGUGCUACAAUCGUAUGUGGCUUUUUCACGGCGUCUUAAGUGUCCCGAGUACGCGGUGACAACCACCCUCCAUUCAAAGGACUUGACAACAAAUGAGAAAAUCACCAAUCUUAGGGCAUUGAUCGGAACGAAAAUUGGGCUUUAUACAUCGUGGCUGCUCGUAGUUGAUAAUGUCGCGAGUCUAUCACAUGUGCAUGUCCAUCUACCCGAAGCCGAAAAUGAGAUGUGGGCAAGAGGCCAGUUGCUUAUCACAACUCAAGACAGUGGGUCAAUUCCUCCAGCAAGUUCCUUCAACAAACACAUCUCAAUAAGCAACGGAAUGAAUCUUGAUGAUGUCAGUUGUUUAUUGGAAAAGCUCUCAGGAAUCACGAACAAGGAGAUGGAAAUCAAAGUUGCUCAGGCGUUGGACUACCAGCCUCUCGCCUUGGCAAGUGCCGCCACUUAUGUCAGAGAAGUUCAACAGACAUCUAAUUUUGGCUGGAAAGACUAUCUUGCAAAACUUGAAGCAGGCCAAAGAAAUGCAAUGGAGACAUUUCUUGCCGAAGUCAACCCAAGCUAUGCAAAGUCCAUGACCACAGCAACAACACUGGCCGUAGAAACAGCUAUGGAAUCCAACAAAAUUAUCCAUCACGCCUUUAAUUUCCUGUCCCUGUGUGCACCUCAACCAUUAAGUCUUAAUAUCAUGGAAGACUUUAUCACAAGUGUGGAUAAAGAAAUUCAAGACAUAGAGAUGAUUCGUUUGAAGAUACAAAAAUGCUCCCUGCUGAUGUCUGAAAGAGACAGAACUGACGUUUACAUUCGUGUGCAUCAGGUUGUACAUAAUUCCAUUAAGACUGUGGCUGCAGCUCAUUUGGAUGAUAAGCACAACGAGGUCGUUAGUGGAGUGAUUGGAUCAUUCAGUCGUUUUGUAGAAAAAUAUAUAUCGAGGGACAACGACGAGUUCUGUGCUCUAAUAAACAGCAGACAUAUUACUCAUUUGAAAAAUUUAGCCCCAGAACUUGAGAAAUAUUUUUCUAAGAAGGUUAUUUCUCAAGUGGACGAACGUGGCUUUUUGAUCGAGAACCAUGCGAUGGACCUUGAUAGAAUGAGCCUGUUUUGCUUUAAUCAUUGUGAAUACGAAACUUCAAGACGUUUCAUCAAUAUGGCAUUAGACGUAUCUAUUGUCAACGAGAACGACCCUGGCUUAGUUAUUGCAGCUAUCUGCAGACACAUGGGUAAAGUGCUCGAAAGGCUGGGCGAACUGAGUAAGGCAAAAGAUUAUUAUGAUCGAGCACUGGCCAUUUCUCUGAAAAAGCUUGGACCUGACCAUGUUCACGUUGCAAAUUCUUACGAUGGCCUGGGUAUUGUACACGCUAGGCUGAGUGACCUGAGUCAGGCAAAGGAUUAUCAUGAUCGUGCACUGGCCAUUCGUCUGAAAAUGUUUGGACCUGACCAUCUUGACGUUGCAACUUGUUACUAUAACCUGGCUAUCGUACACGAGAGGCUAGUUGACCUGAGUCAGGCAAAGGAUUAUCAUGAUCGUGCACUGGCCAUUCGUCUGAAAAAGCUUGGACCUGACCAUGUUCACGUUGCAAAUUCUUACGAUGGCCUGGGUAUUGUACACGCUAGGCUGAGUGACCUGAGUCAGGCAAAGGAUUAUCAUGAUGGUGCACUGGCCAUUCGUCUGCAAAAGCUUGGACCUAACCAUGUUCACGUUGCAAGUUCUUACAGAAGCCUGGGUAUUGUACACGCUAGGCUGAGUGACCUGAGUCAGGCAAAGGAUUAUCAUGAUCGUGCACUGGCCAUUCGUCUGCAAAAGCUUGGACCUGACCAUGUUCACGUUGCAAGUUCUUACAGUAGCCUGGGUAUUGUACACGAAAAGCUGGGUCUCCUGAGUCAGGCAAAGGAUUAUCAUGAUCGCGCACUGGCCAUUUGUCUGAAAAAGCUUGGACCUGACCAUCUUGACGUUGCAACUUGUUACCAUAACUUGGCUAUCGUGCACGAGAGGCUAGGUGACCUGAGUCAGGCAAAGGAUUAUCAUGAUCGUGCACUGGCCAUUCGUCUGAAAAUGUUUGGACCUGACCAUCUUGACGUUGCAACUUGUUACCAUAACCUGGCUAUCGUACACGAGAAGCUAGGUGACCUGAGUCAGGCAAAGGAUUAUCAUGAUCGUGCACUGGCCAUUCGUCUGAAAAUGUUUGGACCUGACCAUCUUGACGUUGCAACUUGUUACCAUAACUUGGCUAUCGUGCACGAGAGGCUAGGUGACCUGAGUCAGGCAAAGGAUUAUCAUGAUCGUACACUGGCCAUUCGUCUGAAAAUGUUUGGACCUGACCAUCUUGACGUUGCAACUUCUUACCAUAACCUGGCUAUCGUACACGAGAAGCUAGGUGACCUGAGUCAGGCAAAGGAUUAUCAUGAUCGUACACUGGCCAUUCGUCUGAAAAUGUUUGGACCUGACCAUCUUGACGUUGCAACUUGUUACCAUAACUUGGCUAUCGUGCACGAAAGGCUAGGUGACCUGAGUCAGGCAAAGGAUUAUCAUGAUCGUGCACUGGCCAUUCGUCUGAAAAUGUUUGGACCUGACCAUCUUGACGUUGCAACUUGUUACCAUAACUUGGCUAUCGUGCACGAGAGGCUAGGUGACCUGAGUCAGGCAAAGGAUUAUCAUGAUCGUGCACUGGCCAUUCGUCUGAAAAAGCUUGGACCUGACCAUGUUCGCGUUGCAAUUUCCUACGAUUGCCUGGGUAUUGUGCACGCUAGUCUGGGUGACCUGAGUCAGGCAAAGGAUUAUCAUGAUCGUGCACUGGUUAUUCGUCUGAAAAAGCUUGGACCUGACCAUGUUCACGUUGCAACUUCUUACCAUAACCUGGCUAUCGUACACGAGAAGCUAGGUGACCUGAGUCAGGCAAAGGAUUAUCAUGAUUGUGCACUGGCCAUUCGUCUGAAAAAGCUUGGACCUGACCAUGUUGACGUUGCAAAUUCUUACAAUAGCCUGGGUGUUAUACACAUAAAACUGGGUGAUCUGAGUCAGGGCAAAGAUUAUCAUGAUCGUGCACUGGCCAUUCGUCUGAAAAAGCUCUGACAUGAGCACAUUAAGGUCAUAGCUGCUUGCAUUGACUCGGGGCUUGCGCACGCAUACUGUUCUAUUAAUUUUUAGUUUUAUUCUCCUUCUUCGCCUUCACUGCCGUCUCGAAUUCAUUGUCAAUAAUCUCCUCUGCAUCUUCCGUCUCUUCAUUCUCUUCUUCCCAAACUGCAUCGUCUUCUGAGCCGUCUGGCGCAUUCGCGAUUCCACAGGAUUUGAAUGACUGCUCAAUUAAAUCUUGAGGAAUUCCGUUCCAGACGCGAUUGAUCCAGGUCAACACCAGUUCUUUGCUCGGCGCUCUCUUCUUUCCAGAUGGGGUAUACGUGAACGGGCCAUUUACUGUCCAUGUUUCAUGCAGCAUUCGGAGUUUGACUUUGAAAGGCUUGUUUAUGCACUUGUCUAGGGGCUGCAAAACUGACGUCAGGCCACCGGGACUAACAGCAACAUCAAAAGUUCGUCUCGCACUGUUCGGUUGCCCGUGAAUUCGAGGGUUCUUGUGGCUGGCAGCUCAAAUCGCAUGGGAGUUUCGUCCGUGUCUCAAGAUGUGGCUUAACUGGUAGUCAUGACGUCACCGGGCCCGCAACGCAAACCGAUGGAAUUCGACAAUCUUCUCUUCCAUGUCUGCUGGUAGACGCUGCGCCAAAGUUGUUUUCGCCCUCAUAGAUACAGCGUUGCGACGUUUCCAGGUGUUGUACCACCCUGUAGAUGCCUUGAACUCCGGAUCGGAGCUGAGUUCCUUCGCCUUUAACCGGAGCAUUACGCUAUUAACUGAGAGACCUGCAAAAAAUAGAACGGUACAGUGUUAAAGGACAAGGUAUUUUACGUGCACGUGUUGCAUGUUAACACUGAUCUUCUGGAUUGUUAAUCAAUUAGCGCAAAUUGAAGACAAAACAAUUCUUUAUCGUACCUUGACUUCUUUGAUCGUUAAACCAGUCUGCUAAGCGUUGAUCCAGUUCUGGAUAUUUUGGUUUGUACCGACCUAUGGAUGCACGUUUGGCAAUCAUCUUUAACUCGCCAUUAAACAGCAUGUGCUGUUGGUUUCGCCAUUUGCGAACCAUUGACUUGGAUAUUCCGUACUCGCGUGCAAUUUUAACGAACGUGUAUCAUAACAGAGGAUCAUUGUGGAAAGAUUUAAAAUCACAUGCUCUAAUUUUUAAAUCAAUUCAUUUUUAAAAGUUCUUCCAUGUAGAUUUGUUCUCGAAUUGUUUUGCUGUUGUCUUUCAUGUGACAAUUCGCAGUCGAUCUCAAUCGCACAAAUCGGUGUCCUUGUCGUUAUUGUGAAGUUCUUUAUUUAAUGCUGUCUUCUUCUAAUCACAGCCUGCUUCUAAGAUUCGCUGAUGACACAUUUGACCCUGACAUUGGAUCCACCAUAGGUAAGAGUUAAAAAGAAAUGAGACUCUGAAAUCUUCACGACACUGAGUCAUUUUGAAAAAUCUAGUAGUAAUUCAUAUAGGGCUGUAUUUUGGCCUUUGUUUAUACUUUGCCUCACAUAAUUCUUGGAAAAAAAUAAGUGAAACACAAAGACAACCCGUCUGCCAUUUCAAAAUAUCUUAACCCUUUAACUCCUAAGAGUGAUUGACAUCUAAUUUCUCCUCACAAUAUCACCUCUGAACCAAACGUUAAGGUCACAAGAAUAACACAAAUGAUUGUAAACUAAAGAAACUCUUGAUUGUGAAGCAAAUUCUCCUUAUCAGCACCUUAGGAAAUGUUUAGAGAACAGGAUGGAGAAUAUAGAUAUCCAUGUUAGGUUGCAAAGGUUUAAUUACAACUUUUUGCAUUUUGUACUCUUUCAUCAUAUCCUUUUAAGGGAUGGGAAUCAAUUGUUCCUUUGAAGUCUUUUCAUGGUUGUAGUUACACUCUGUAGUCAACUCUCUUAUAAACAGACACCUUUAGGAAUUGAGAGAAAAGUGUCUGUUAGUAGAGCUGUCUGCCUAUUAGCAUAAAUCGCAUAAGUGGACACCAAAGAAAUAUAGGGGUGAUAUCUGAUUACAGGAGAGUUCAUAAGCAGGUAUUAAAUGAACUUUUUUUGGCCAAAUGGAGAUUUGAAUAAACAGAUCAUCACUGUUCUGUUACCUUGUCAAAGGAGAUAUUUUUGUUGAUUUGCAAAUUAAAGACAAAUUUCAUUGCCAAGAGUCAAUUAGUAUGUAUGGGGUGUCAGCUAUCAUGAGAGGAUAAAUAAAAGAACAAUCUAAUUUUCACUUUCAUAAGUGUCUGCAACUGUUGACAAGGGAGUGUUAGCUGACUGGAAUGGGUAAAAACAGAGUCUGACUAAGAGGUGAAAAAAGUGUCUGUAAAAAGAGCUGACUACAUACAAGAUUGUUCAUUAGCAGAGAGUUGAUUGUACAAAUAAAACCUUCUACUGGUAUUGCACAGUUUAUGCUUCCUGUCCUAAAGAUCUGGACAUUAUGUGCUUUGUAACCAGCACCAAAGAUAUUUAUGUAUAUGUAUCCUCUAGUCAUACUUAAAACCAUUACAGUGUGCUGUUUGGCCAGCUCUUAAAUAACCUUUUGUGCUCAGUUGUUCAAAAGCUAGAAAAAACUAACCAACUAAAUGACCUGCUAUCUGAUCGAUAGCAUAGCCUGUAUUGCUAUCACCAGCAGUUAGCAAUUUAUGGGAUAAAUUGUACUGUCCAGCUUGAAGCAAUGGCACCAGGUCAUCAGUACUUUGUUAUGAAAUCAUGUAGCCAUUGUUUUCCAGUUAACCCUUUGCAACCUAACAUCAGUGUGCAUAUUCUCCAUACUGUUCUCUAUACAUCUCCUAAGGUGCUAACAAGAAGAAUUUGUCUAAGAAUCAAGAGUUUCUUUUUUGGUGAUCAUUCCCUUUAUUCUCAUAACCUUAAUGUGUGAUUAAGGGAUGAUGUUGUGAGGAGAAAUAGAAUACAGUGGUCACUCUAAGGGUGAAAGGGCCAAGAUCCAUUUCUGUUAUUGCAUGAUAAGUGAUGUCUUUGUUUCAAGGUUCUUGUUUUGAAGAAAAAAAUGGUUCAUAUCAUUCUGGUUUUUAGUGAUAGUACUGUUUGUUUGUUUGUUUGUUUUUUUUACAUGAACCUUUCUGUACAGGUGUUGACUUCAAGGUUAAAACUUUGACUGUGGAUGGAAACAAAGCAAAACUAGCAAUUUGGGUAAGAACUGCUGUUGAUGAAUGAUGACACAACUGUAAUUCAUGAUGCUUGAGUGACAGCUAAGGUUUACUGUCGAAUUACUUUAUAAUUAAUUUGAUAAUUCGUUUUGAUAGUUUAAUGGUUAUAACAUCACUUUUCUGUUUCAGGACACAACAGGGCAGGAACGCUUCAGAACACUGACUCCCAGCUACUACAGGGGAGCACAAGGAGUUAUUUUAGGUACUAGAAAUAAAAUGAUUUUCACCUCCUAAUUACUUGCUGUCAUCACUCUUUAAAAAAAAUUGUCUUGUUGAUUUUGUAGUGUGAGAGAAGGUGACAAAAUUGCAGCAUUGAUAUUGAUACACAGUAGUUUUCAAACUAAUAGAAACUUAAGCAUUUCUUAACUUUCAGUGGUGAGUUGAAAUUUAUGUUGGUGUCAAAUCACCUCUGAAAAUUAAUAAAUGCUGAAAUAGUUUGCAUUAAGUUUCCCCUGAUUUCCUAUGCUAACAACAUCAAUGGUACAUACCAUAUAGUUCCUCAAAUAAGUUCCCAGGUGCUGAUUUAAAAUUCUGGUGGAAAGGACAGGCACUUAUUUGAAGGAGGGCACUUAUUCAAGUGGGUGCCUAUCUAAGUUAGCGCAGCAAUAGGGGAAAGCUAUAAAGAACAGAUACUGUACGUAAAGGAACUCUGCAAGCACAUAGAGAUAGAGAUGAGUGGUGAAAGUGGCUUCAGGGAAAAGAAACUAUUCUCCUGCACUGAUCUUGCUGUAGUUGAAGCUUCAAAAGUUGUAAAUAAACUGUUAACAGAGACAGGUUUUUCUUUUAUCCUUCCUAUCUAAAAUUGUGAGGGAGGGAGGGGUCCUUAUUCAAGAGGGUUGCUUGUUUAACUUAAUGGCCAAGGGGGUGGGCACUUCUUUGGAAAAGGGCAUUUAUUAGAGCAUGAGCACUUAUUCAUUGAGGAAAUACGUUAUUCAGUGAAAGUUCUCAGUGCUUCAUCGUGUUUGUUUUCAAUCACUAAUUUUAAUCGUACAGUCAUGGAUGAGAUUGUUCAUGAUAGCAUUAAAGAAAAUCUUGUUUUUUUCCCUUUAGUUGAGAAAGUGGAAGAAUGGCUCGAUGAAAUAGAAAUGUAUUCAACAAAAAAAGACAUCAUAAAAAUGCUUGUUGGCAACGAAAUAGACAAGGUACAGUGAAACUUUUGUGUUUUUAUAUUAGACCAGAUUAUUAUUACUGAUUUUUAUUAUUAAAAACUGGAGUCUUCUCCCUCAAUUUGAACCUAGAGAUAAAAUGAAUAUCUUACCAACCUUGGUGGUCUAUACUAUAAGUUAUGGAACUUUUUUUUUUUUUUUUUUUUUUACUCAUACUUAGACUUAGCAUUAUUUCUUAAGCUGUUGUGCUUAAUUAAUACUCCUAUCUUCCAAUAUUCCUAAACUUUAGAAAUCUCUUGUGGGUACAUGUAUUUGCUUGGUACAGGAUUAACUGUAAUUUCAUACAGUAAAGUUUUGUGCACGCUUGAUGUGCCAGAAAUUCAGAUUUGCAUACUGUGCUUUUUAGAAGGGUUGUGAAGUUGAUAGAAAAUGGAGAUUACAAUUUGCAAGAAGACAUUCCAUGUUAUUUAUUGAAGCAAGGUUAGUGUCAGCUUGAGUAAUAAAUAUUGAUUCCACUGAAAUCAAGGAUCAAAUGGUUUUUUUUUUGAACGGCCACCUAUGUAAUGGCACAAGAUGGUGUGGUGAAACAACUAUGAAGAUAAUUGUUCAGGGACUGGAAGAAUGACAAAAAGAAAAAUUAAAGAAAAUAGUUAUUUUAUGUUCAAAUGUUUGUACUUUUUAUGAAAAAAAGCCAUAAUUUUAAUUAGAGUAUGUAUCAAAAUUGUACAGAAAGGUGGUAAAGAGUUUCUUUUAACCCUAUAACUUCCCAGAUCUAAUUGUUAAUUCUCCCCUCUAGCUGUUACACAUUUCCUUGUAAAUUACUUGGGAGAAUUUGGUGUCAUACCAUAAUUAUAACUUCUAUCUGAUAAGUUUAAGUAUUCUCAUUACCUGUUUGCUGGAUAAUGUAUGGAUAUUAUAAUGAGAAGUUAUAUGUUAAUCAUUUCUGGGAAUUAAAGGGUUAAUUAGUUUUUAGCUGGUGAUCAAAAUGGUAUCCUGUCUUUCAACAAAAUAACUGUACAUUGUGUCAUCUAAGUUUUAUUUUUGAUGAAGAAAUGUUGCUUUUUUUUUUUGUAGUGCAAGAACAAGAGAGGGGGUUCAACUUGCUUUUGAGGAACUAGUAGAGAAGGUAUUUAAACAACUGAGCAAUUAAAAUGUUGUACAAUGUAAUAUUAUGGAGGACAUAGAGGCUGUGACCCUUUAACUCCCAUUGGCUUCCAGCCAUCAUGGGUUAUGAGCUAUUACAUCAUGCUCUACAAAUAUGAUAAGGGUGAUCAUAAAAAAGUAAAGUUUAUAAAAUAAAGUUGGGAAGAUUAUUUUGGGGUGUUUUUAGAUCUAAUCUUAACAGCAGUCUAGUGUAGUGUGCAAGGGUUGGGCCCAAGGUGGUCCUUUUACUUUGAUUCAUAAUUUGCAUAUUCCCAGGGCAUUUUAUUGAUAUAUGUAAAUGACUUUGCACAAUUCUCUGAAGUGAGCCUAAAUUUAUUUCUGUUAAUUGUUUGUCUGAGGUCACCAAACAAGGCGAGAGAUUUAACUAAGAAGUACAUGUCAAUACAGAAGCAUCUCUAAAUUAUUGAAUUUUUUAAGUAUAGAUUUUUAAAAGGAAAAUCACAAACUGCAAAUGCGCAACUUGUUCAUCUCACAGAAAUCUGCCAUGACUUAAAAUUAGAAGUCACUGCCAUCUUUACAUACAGGUUAUUGUCCAAAAUGUGUGGGUUAUAGUGUAAAAUUUAAAGAAUAUUGAUAAAUGUCGAACAAAUAGAUUGUCAUUGAUUGCAGUCAUCAUAACAAGAAUAUUAAGGCUACAGAAGCUUUAUCAUGCAAAAAAAAUUAACAACUACUUCUGGCUCAAGAUUGAUUGUAGCACUUUAAUUUUGAGUCAUGCCCUUUUUAUAAGAUCCUAAAUUGUUUUUUUUUUCUUCGACUUUAACUUUGACUUAAAGGUUUUGAAUGCACAAGUUGAAGUUUGGGAAAAUAUAAUUAUAAUAUAUUAUUAUUAACAGAUUUGAAACAAUGCUAAACAUUGCAUAGUUGCAUUUUUAGACUUACACUGAUGGUCCUCUUAGCAUUAACAUGACAAGGGAAUCUAAAAGUUGAGUUGGACAAGUUAAGGUUUGCGGAUUGGUUCCACAGAGAUGUUUCUGAUAAUUUUCUUUCAUUUUGCAGCAAAUUUGACGACCUUUGUAAGGAAACUGCAGUGGAAAGCAAUGAAUUGGUAAGUUUAUUUGGACCAAAAUGUGAAUUCCCCUGAGAGAGAGAGAGAGUUCUAGUUUCCUUCAUUCAUGACAGACACAGAAUUUUCUUUCAGUUAUUUUACAGCAAGACCUUUUAGUCAGUGUCUCAAAAUUCAUUUUAUAAUCUUGUAGACUGCAGACUAGCAAUGCAUUCAUACUACUACUGUCUCAACUUCCACAUGGAUACUAUAAAUACAAUAAAUUUAUUUUUGUGGGUAUGUGUGUGUGUAAUAUCAAUAUAUGGUAACUUAAUGCAUCAAAAUUUUAGGUCAAUUCACUUAUAUUUUAAGACUGAAGUUGCGCAGUUAAAACCUAAUACAUUUAUUAAUUUUUCUUUUCAAUUAAUUCUUAAAAUUGGAUUAGAUUUUGGCUGUGUGGAGAUUUAGGACAGAAGUUAACCCCUUGCACCUUAAUAUCAGUAUGCAUAUUCUCCAUACUGUUCCCUAUACAAUUCAUAAGCUGCUGACAAGGAGAAGUUGUUCAACAGUCAAGAACUUCUUCAGCUGGUGAUCAUUUUUAUUGUUAUUGCCUCCCAUGGAAGCAAAGCCAUUAUGUUGUCCUGUUGAGUUGGAUGAGGGUGACAAUAGAAGACAAAUGACCUCUUCAUCCACAACAGAGUCUGCCGAGUUUUACCUGAUAUUCUUCGCAAUGAUAAAAUUGAAAAAAAAUCUGCUCUAUUUAUUAAUUUAAUAUUGCUCAGUUCCAAGAAAACUGAUAUUUGAAAUAUUCACUAAUCUAUAACUAUUCAAUUAAAAAGUGAUAAACUUCCAUUGCAAACAUCUGUACAUAAGUUACAAAUGGUGCACAUGUCCUCAAGAAAAGAAGUCAAGUCUUUCUUUCUGCAUCAUCAUACAACCUCUGGUUCUUUUCAUUGCUAUUAAAAAAAUUGUGCUAUGUCAGUAGCAAUAUGCAUAUGUUGGUUAUUCAUAGCCAUAUGUUGGUUUCUUAACUGCCUAUUUUCUUUAUUAUUGUGACCUUAAUGUUUGAUUCAGGGGUGAUAUAUAUUAUGAAGAAAUGCUAGUCACUCUUAGGGUCAAAGGGUUGAUUAACACAAUUUCAGUUCUGGAGGAAAUUGUAGUUAAACUGUUGCAACUCUUCUAAAUGUAUAGUAUUGUUGUACAUGUAGUUAUUUCUCUUGAGGUGUCUUUCCUGGAUGGAAAUUUCAUCCUGUAUCUUCCAGAUGUUUAAAAAGUGAAGUUCUUAACAAAAUACGUUUUGUGCUUUUUGUUUUGUUGUAGGCAUCCUCACUUGAUGUAAUGAAAUCUGCAGCAAGGAAGUUCAUUGAUUUUGUUAACAAUGGUCCCUCGCCUUACCAUG